Rhizophagus irregularis DAOM 181602=DAOM 197198 is the source of this 923-nucleotide messenger RNA. RefSeq lists its product as uncharacterized. The record is from RefSeq and is a predicted model, not a curated record. NCBI's taxonomy places the organism in Eukaryota, Fungi, Glomeromycota, Glomeromycetes, Glomerales, Glomeraceae.
UUUUCCCAUUCACAGAGAAUUUCUUAUAUAUUGUUCAACUUUCUUUCUCGUUUUUUUUACCUUUUUUACGUGUAUAUAUAGGAAAUGGCAAAAAUGUUACUUCCAAGACUUUCUUCAUAUUUGCGUUUGAACGCUGCUUUCAACCAUACAUUUUCCCGCUCUUUCCAACAACAAAACAUUAUUAUUAUUAAUCGUACUUUAUUCUCCAGUAAUAUAUCAAGAAAUGCAGCGCCAACAGCAUAUGAGGCGGACAAAGACUUUUAUGCUUUAAAAGUUACAAUCGAUGAUAUUAGGGCAAAAUAUGGAUUAGGGGGCGGUAGUCGUAUUAAAGAUGCAAAUCUUGAACAAAAUUCUGAUUUAGAUUUAGAAGUUGAUUUAACUUUGGCUGAUGUAAAGAAAUUAUCUAAAAUUCAAGAAUUAUUAGAAAAUGCUUCGCAAGAUUUAUCACGUUUAAUUUCUUCAAAACCUGGAGAUAUUGAAGGCAUUAGAGAUGAUGAUAUCGUUAUUAAAGCUAAUGUAAAAAAAUCUGUUUGGUUAGCUGAAGAUGAUGAUGUUUCUGGUUAUGCUGAAAAAGCUAUAAAAGCUUAUAAAGAGACUAAAGUUGUGGGGGACGUUCAUGCUUAUGAUAUAGAUGACGGUAAAAAUGAAAGAAAUCCCGCUGGUUUCAGACAAGAUUUAUAUAACUAAUAUUACUAAUUUUAAUGAAUUAAUGAAUUUCAAAGGAUUCUAAAAUUUGGCAUAUUAGUUACAAGAAAAAAAUUUUUAAGGUAAAUUCUGAAAGGAAUACCAAACUCUCUUUAUUUUUCUUUAGUGAUUUUAGUUUAAUGUAAAUAGCUUUUUUGACUAUGUAUGUAGUUUAGUAAAAAUUUAUUUUUCAUAAGUAGGAUUCAUUUAUUAGUUACAAUAAAAUUUUUUACACGCAC